Messenger RNA from Rubroshorea leprosula, 782 nucleotides. The record is from the annotation of a GenBank genome assembly. Lineage: Eukaryota; Viridiplantae; Streptophyta; Magnoliopsida; Malvales; Dipterocarpaceae.
CACAUCAUAUUUUAUGUGUUGGGUUUUUAAAAUAAGCCAAAUGGUUUCAUAUAAUCACCAGCGGUAGGGGAAAAGAGGAUUGGGGCAAGAAAAGAAGGGUACUGCAGAGGCAUUAAUGGCAACACCAAAGCAUAUAUGGGAGCAACAACAAUCACUGAUGCAGCAAGUAAACAACAACUCAGGGAUGAUCAACAGCAAUGGAAGCCCGCUAAUGGAUGAAAGGGAGGAGGAAAUGACAAGAUCUGCAUUGGCAUUGUUUCGUGUGAAAGAAGAAGAGAUUGAGAUGAAGAGGAUGGAGGUUAGGGACAAAGUUCAUGCUCAUAUUGGACGUGUGCAAGAAGAAACAAGGCGCUUGGCUGAGAUUCAAGAAGAACUUGAAGCACUUAUAGAUCCAAUGAAGAAGGAGGUCUCCACGGUUCGUAAGAAGAUAGACACGGUUAACCGGGAACUAAGGCCAUUGGGAUUGAGCUGCCAAAAGAAGGAAAGAGAAUAUAAAGAAGCCCUUGAAGCCUUCAAUGAGAAGAAUAAGGAGAAAACUCAAUUGCUGGCAAGUGAAAGCGAGAGAUUGAGGAUGAAGAAGCUGGAGGAGCUGAGCAGAAACAUUGAAAGCCUACGCUGAGAUGUGCUAACUUCAACAAUAAGAUAUGUUUCUGUGUGCUGUAAUUGGAGUUCUCAUUCUCUAAUGUCUGGUCUUCUGUUGUUUUCUCUAGUUUUUCUUUGCUGAGUUAGGAAAGUUGGUUACGAAACAUGCAGCUUCUUUGUAAUCAAUUUAUGGCAUAUGC